This is a messenger RNA of Drosophila obscura, 2994 nucleotides long. RefSeq lists its product as uncharacterized. Lineage: Eukaryota; Metazoa; Arthropoda; Insecta; Diptera; Drosophilidae. The transcript is spliced from 8 exons. The coding region runs from base 350 to 2725 and encodes 791 amino acids. The record is from RefSeq and is a predicted model, not a curated record.
AAAGUUUCACCCAAGGCUUUAAUCGGUUGUGAAUUGUUGAAUGUGGAAGAUAUAAGCUUUUUAUUUAAUGUACAUUCACGUUUUUUUUAACGUAUAUAAAAUGGAUUUAUAACUUAAUAGUGGUUGUGUAUGUCUAUUUAAUUUCGAAAACAUUGAAAAUCACCGGAUAAUGUCUAAUGAGUUAAAUAUUUAAAUUCAUUAUUAAUGCAAAAGUGGUCAAAAAACGAAACAAAAAACACAAAAGUUUGACUUCAUGUUUACUGCGAACAUUUAUAAUCCAUAACUUAUUUAAUUUACAUAUGUAAUAACGGCUCUAUCGUGUGCAAUAUACAUAUAUGAAAGUCUAGAGAUGAUACGGUUCGCAGUCAUGGUAGCCUUUCUGGUUUAUACAAGACGGUGUAAAUUCAUUAGCCGGUCGGCGCUAACAUUAAUGCUACUGUGCAUGGGAAUCAUCAUGCACCUUGAUAUGUUACCGGGAGCACUUGCCGUCAGCAAUAGUGCUGGUAGUGCUGCGCGCCCGUUUACAGGAAAUGGAAAUAUUAAUCCGCGAUUACCUCGUACAAGUGCCAGUCAACUUAAUAGUGGCAGCAGCGCCACCACAAGUUUCAAGCUUGCCACAAAAUCAUUAAAUACGACUCGAAAUGGAAACCUGCGAACAAGAGAGCAACAAUUACUGAAUAUAUUUGAAAUUAUUAUAACCACACUUGAAGGAAAGUUAAAACGUAUUGAUAACUUAGAUAAAACAGUGGAACUUAUGAUGAAUCACAUGGAUACGUUGGAUAGUAGAGUGGCUGAUAAUAUCGGAAAAAGUGAAUUGAUUAUAUCUAAGCUUCACAGCUUGGAGGCCCACAUUGUUCAAGAUGCUCCCGCAAUACAAGUUACUCGUUCGGAUAGUGACAAACAAAAAACACAACCUAUAAAUUCUUCAAAUAAUAUCCUUGAGAAUCGAUUAGUACAGUUGGACCAAAAAGUAACUAAUAUUGAUAUAAAACUAGAGGUUCUAAAAUCACAAAUAGAUAAUAACUUUUUACAAGGAGAAGAUUUUAACGCCGAGGCUAGUGAGAAAAAGCCUAUAUCAAUGAAUGUAAUUGAUAUAACAAAGGCUUUAAACCCAGAAGCGAUGAUUCAUGUAUCAGAAGAAUUAAGCGAGCUUCGUGAUUCAACAGACAGUAUUGACAAGAAGUUACAAUUUCACAUAAACAUUGUGUCAGAAAAUAUUGGUCGAAUGGUUCGAAUGAUACACGAUAUUCACUAUGCUGUGGUAGAUCAUCACGAUCAAGUAAAUUCAUUUAAUAGCACCACAACUGCGCCACCACCCAUCAAGUCAAGUAAAAUUGAUGCGUUAGUUAAGCAAAUACGGCCUAUGGUCUCAGUAUCUGAAAAAAUGGACGAAGUUUGGGACGUCGUGGUAGGCACAAAAUCUACAGUUGAUCAUCUUUUACCAAAGUCUGAUGCCCUUUUGACACAAACACAACGACAAGAACGGGCCAUUGAUGAAAUUCACCAAGAUCUAAAAACUAAAACAAAUUUAAUUAUUAACAACUUAGAUAUGGUCGAAAAGCGUUUAAAAAAACAAGAGAAUGACGUGCAAAUACUGGCAACACGUCCAGGUCCAACAGAACUUUUAAUGGACCCAACCAUUAAUCGAUUGGUGGAAUAUGACUCAAGCAAAUAUUCAAUAAUAGAUGACAAUUUUACAGAGGUUAACACGCCAUUGCCUCCAAUAUUGUCUUCUAUACCACUGUCUGUAACGACAUCUCCAUCAUCUUCCCAAUCACCAACAACUACAUCUACUGGGGAUGUAGUAACAAGUGAUGUACCAAUAUUGUCAACGAGUACCAACAUAAGCAAUAUUAUUGGUUCUAUGAUUAAUGGAACACUUUCCGCUUCGACAAGUUCCUUUAGCCCAGUUCCUACGAAAUCAACUAUUCGAAAAGGGGGCAUUAUUUUUCCCAGCGUUAAAAAUAAGCCAGCUGUUAUAAACAACACAUUUACCAAUGAUAUUUUAACACUUAAGGAUAUCAGAGGAUUCUCCUGUGUGGACUUAUUGAAUGCCGGAAUGAAAAGUUCUGGAGUUUUUUACCUACAAAUUCGAGGCACAACAUAUUGGUUUUUGAAAGUUUACUGUGAACAGGACAUUUCUGAUGGAGGCUGGACGGUAAUUCAAAGACGUGAUGACUUUGGAGAGCCACGGGAAAAUUUUAAUAGAGAUUGGGCAGAUUACAAAAAUGGAUUUGGUGAACCAGCAAAGGAGUUUUGGUUGGGAAAUGAAAAUAUUUAUAUGUUGACAAACAAUGAGGAGUACACUCUUAGAGUAGAGUUAGAAGACUUUGAAGGUAACAAACGAUAUGCCCAGUAUUCUCACUUUAAAAUACACUCAGAGGCGGAUUACUAUAAGCUUGAAAUCGAUGGAUAUGAAGGAAACGCAGGGGACUCGCUUAACGAUCCAUGGUAUGGAUCAAAUAAUAGUCCGUUUUCCACAUACAAUAAAGACAAUGAUCGAAGCUCGCUCAACUGCGCAAGCAUGUUAAAGGGUGGCUGGUGGUGGAAGUCCUGUGGCCGUGGAUUAAAUGGACUAUACCUUCAUGAUCCGCAAGACUUAACUGCUCGUCAGGGAAUAGUAUGGUUUCGUUGGCGAGGCUGGGAUUACACACUAAAAAAGGCAACGAUGAUGAUUCGUCCCCGGGCACCGCAACCACAGUCAAUUCUGGUAACUUCUGUUUAAGUAAUUGAAGAAUUUACUCUCCAAAUUGUUGUGUUAAAAAUAUUUUAACUUAUUUUUAAUUCUUUACUGUAGAUUAAUUAGUUGAAGUAAUUUAUCUAUUAGAUAAUUUUCAUAUGUACAGCUCAUGUUCUAAAUUGGACAUCUACUAUCAUAGAACAUUCUAGCUAGCUAAAAAAAGGAAAUGUAUACAGAUAUACUCGUAUAUUUACAAUAUAAUAACCAUCACGCACAAAUCUAAAAUGAAAUUAUAGAAAAAUAAAUAAAAAUAA